AUGCUCUGCUUUGCCAUGGCGAUUGCAUACCGGAAGAAGAAGAAGAUGGAUUCCAGAUUUUGGUGGCUGAUCCUCCUCGUCCUCGCCCUGGCCUCCGCCGGAGCUCGCUCUCAGUCCACCGAAGCCCUUGGCUUCCUCUCCAUCGACUGCGGCAUCGAGCCCGGUUCGGCCUACGUCGACCCCCUUUCCAACAUCUCCUACGUCUCCGAUGUCGGCUUCAUCGACACCGGCGUCAACCGCAACAUCUCCGUCGCCUACGUGGGAGACGUCAGGCCCCUGCGGCUUCGCACCCUCCGCGCCUUCCCCAACGGCAUCCGCAACUGCUACACCAUUGGGUCGCCGGCGGUGGCACAGGGGUCCAAGUACCUCCUCCGGGCGUGGUUCCUCUACGGCAAUUACGACGGGCUUGACGGCCAGCCGUUGGCCUUCGAACUCCACUUAGGAGUCAAUUACUGGGACAGGGUGAACGUGACUGACUCCGCCUCAUUCUACGUGUCGGAGACCAUCACGGUGGCCGCCGCCGGGUACUUUUCGGUGUGCCUGGUGAACACCGGCACGGGGACGCCGUUCAUCUCCGGGAUCGAUUUGCGGCCGCUAAAGAACAUUCUAUACCCGGCGGCGAACGAGUGGCGGAGUUUGGUGCUGUUCAACCGGGCGAACAUGGGAGUGGCGUCGGGCUACACCAGGUACCCGGCCGACCCGCUCGAUCGGUUGUGGUCGCCAUGGAGCUCCACCAACUGGAACGACGUCUCCACAAACUUCACCGUCCAAAACCUAGACCAGGACUUCUUCGAAGCUCCCUCCGCCAUCAUGCAGACCGCCGUCACCCCCAUCAACUCCUCCACCCUAGUGAUCAGAUGGGAUGCCUUUCCUGGCGACGUCAACCAGUUCUUCCCCAUCCUCCACAUAUCGGAGAUCUUUGAUCUCUCUGGUACCAAUCAAUCGCGGCAGUUCAACGUCUACCUGAAUGGAUUCCGGUGGCUGCGGGACAUAGUGACCCCCCCUUACCUCUACUCGGACGCCAUCUACAGCAACGUGCCUUUCCCUUCGUUCCCCACCUAUAACGUCUCCCUCGAGGCUCUCAGCAACUCCACUCUCCCGCCCAUACUCAAUGCCUUCGAGCUCUACACGACCAUGAGCAACACCUCCGUGCCCUCGGACGCUGGAGAUGUUGAUGCCAUGACAGCAAUCAAGGAGCGGUAUCGGAUCCAGAGGAAUUGGAUGGGAGAUCCAUGUUCGCCUAAUGCUUUUGUUUGGGAUGGACUAAAUUGUACUUAUAGCUUCUCAGCUUCUCCAAGAGUCAUUGCUCUGAAUCUGUCAUCAAGCGGGUUGACUGGGGAAAUAACCAAAUAUGUUGCUAGUCUUAGUGCACUUCAAUACUUGGACUUGUCUUACAACAAUUUAACAGGGCCAAUACCUAAUGAUCUAGCAAACUUAAGUUCUCUCAAACUACUUGAUUUGACAGGCAACCAGUUAAAUGGAUCAAUUCCUUCGAACCUCCUUGAAAUGGCACAAAAUGGGUUACUUACCUUAAGACUGGAUGGGAAUCCACAUCUUUGUGACAAUGGUACAUCGUGCAAUGUGAUGCCCACGCCAAAAAAGAAGAAAAUAUCAACACCGGUGAUUUUGAUUCUCUGUAUAGUUCCAGUGUUAAUACUACUUGUGGUGAUAGCGAUAGUUUGGAGGGUGAGGAAAACACAAGGUUUGACAAGAGGCGGCUCAGUGGAUCCACAGAAUGGUUUCCCAAAGCAAGCAGAUAAUUCAUUGCGUCUUGAGAAUCGCCAAUUCACGUACAUUGAAUUACAAAACAUCACUAAUAACUUUCAAAAGAUCCUAGGCAAAGGAGGAUUCGGGUCUGUUUUCCAUGGACGUUUGGAAGAUGGUACUCAAGUUGCAGUCAAAAUGUUGUCCCAAUCAUCAUCACAAGGAACAAAAGAGUUUCUUGCUGAGGCCCAACACUUGACUAGGGUUCAUCAUCGGAAUUUAGUUUCUUUGGUUGGUUACUGCAAUGAAGUAAAUCAUUUGGCUCUUGUCUAUGAGUUUAUGUCUCAAGGAACACUACAAGAUCAUCUGCGAGGCAGGGCAAACAAUGAUAGAGCUUUAAGCUGGAGACAACGUCUUCAUAUUGCAAUUGAUGCAGCACAAGGGCUAGAGUAUUUGCAAAAAGGAUGCAAACCACCAUUAGUUCAUAGAGAUGUGAAGUCAGGCAAUAUCCUUUUGAGUGAAACUAUGGAAGCUAAGAUAGCAGAUUUUGGGCUUUCAAAAGCUUUUUUAAGUGAGGCCAAUAGUCAUAUAUCCACUGUAGUGGUGGGAACUCCUGGAUACCUUGAUCCUGAGUAUUACAAUACCUUCCAGCUCAGUGAGAAAAGUGAUGUGUACAGCUAUGGAGUGGUUCUUUUGGAACUGAUCACUGGGCUACCUCCAAUAGUUCCAGGUACAGAAAAUGUACUCUUAGUUCAGUGGGUACUCCAAAGGCUUUCUAGAGGAAUUAUUGAGGAUGUUGUAGAUCCCAAGCUGGAACGGGAGUAUGACAUAAACUGUGUCUGGAAGUGCGCUGAUAUCGCAUUGAAAUGCACGGCACAAAGAUCCCAACAACGGCCAACUAUGACAGAAGUUUUGAUACAGUUAAAAGAGAGCUUAGAACUAGAAAACUCUCAUUAUAACACUGGGAAUACAGUCACACGUAGUGAAAAUUUAUAUUCAGAAGUAAGUGAUGUGAGCCUGAAUAGUGUUCCUGAGAUUGGAGUCUCUAGAAUGACUGAGAUGUCCGGACCAACGGCAAGAUAAACAAGGGUAUGCUCGAUUUUUUCUCUUAAAACUAUGUCAUUAUGGAUGUUAAGGAUCAGAAAAGUCAUUUGCUUGAAAUUUAUUAUUGUGUAGUUGUUUACAUGUUAUUAUUUGUGGGAAGAAAAAUAGUAUUUGGAGUGUAGAUGACACUUUGAUUUUCUAUGACAAAAAAACUAUUGUGUGUCCUAUUUCAUCUUAGAACAAUCGUCUUGUAUUUUCUCAAUGUAUCUCUUUGGUACACAAAAAAUUUCCUAUUUUUUUGUU
Zingiber officinale is the source of this 3051-nucleotide messenger RNA. Its product is annotated as putative leucine-rich repeat receptor-like serine/threonine-protein kinase At2g19230. Gene Ontology annotation, biological process: protein phosphorylation. Gene Ontology annotation, molecular function: ATP binding; protein binding; protein kinase activity. NCBI's taxonomy places the organism in Eukaryota, Viridiplantae, Streptophyta, Magnoliopsida, Zingiberales, Zingiberaceae. The transcript is spliced from 13 exons. The record is from RefSeq and is a predicted model, not a curated record. The coding region runs from base 1 to 2787 and encodes 928 amino acids.